AUGCCACUGGAUGCCAGCUGUGAGUUGAGCUUGCUACAGGUGCUGCGCGCGUUCGGCGUCCGUCGAGGAGCUACCUGUCUGUUUGCUGACUGACAUCUGGCGGCGCUCCACACUCGCUUGAGCAGUGUUUGUCCUCUCGCUCGUACCGCGCCUCGACAAGGUCGGAUGCGUUGACAUCAAGGAGGAUGGAUCGACGGAUACUCACUAUGUUGCUCAGAAGGUAUCGUUGCAUCUUCCUUUCCUUUCCGUUUUGUGCAGGUUCCUCCGCUGACUCUGGCUCACUCCGGCACUUCCGCGCAUUGCCUCAUUUCAACCUCGUCGGCCUGUCCUUUUCUGCUUGGCGUUUUCACCAUUUUGCUCAACGCACCGCUCCGAAAACGUUGUGCAAUCCCCAGGAUGUCGAAACAGGAACGAUCUCCCUCAUUGACCCCUGGACCGACACCAAAUGGGCAUCCUUAACAACGACCGUUCCGAACAAGCUCAAACUUGUCGAGUUCUUCAAUCCCGAGCAUUCCGAAGAGUUUAAGAACACGGGCAAGCUGGGGUGGCAAUGGAGUUGGGAAUGGGAACAAGUCAGAUAUGCUUGGGAUCGAUCUGGUUCGUUUUCGGGGGACAAGAGUUAUACGUUGGAAGUGGUGGGUCGUGGCUCUGCUGUCUGCGCUCGACAAAGAGAUUUCAGCUGCCCGUCGGAGGCUGAUGACGAUGGUUUUGACGUCUUCUUUGCACAGCUAAGGAAACCGGACCCAAAUUUUCCUAUUUGCCUGUAUACUCCGGCAAGCAAGAAGAAAGCGGCGCAAUGUCAGAUCUUGGAUUACAACUUGGCCGUGAGUAGUGCCCGCCAACGGUGGUCUGAAUGA
Messenger RNA from Microbotryum saponariae, 857 nucleotides. The record is from the annotation of a GenBank genome assembly. NCBI's taxonomy places the organism in Eukaryota, Fungi, Basidiomycota, Microbotryomycetes, Microbotryales, Microbotryaceae.